AUGCAAUCGGACCUCGACAUGGCCUCUAGUUGGCUUUCGAAGCAAACCAACGAUCUUGAUCUCCUUCUUCGCUCUAGGGACCUCUUUACAAGGCUUCAAAUUGGAGGUCUUGAGUUCAAGCACAAGACAUUGGAUUCAUUAAUUCAGCUCCUUUCUGAGGAUGAAAAUUCUGGGAGUGUUGUUGCUAAAGAAGUGAAUUUGAACUGCUUGAUUCACUUACUCGAUCCCAUUUAUCCAGAUUCUGUGAGAGAUCUGGCUAUUGUAGCAGCGUCAAUGCUUGAUUCAGUAAUGAGAGAGAAGCAGUACAAGGCAGUUCUGCUGGAUGGUGGUGACAAGGCACAGUUUAUUAAGCUACCCAACUGGCCACUGGGUGGUUGUGAAGAAUUCAGCUGA
Molecule: messenger RNA, 393 nt
Organism: Fraxinus pennsylvanica
Lineage: Eukaryota; Viridiplantae; Streptophyta; Magnoliopsida; Lamiales; Oleaceae
Source: the annotation of a GenBank genome assembly